Triticum turgidum subsp. durum (durum wheat) is the source of this 1389-nucleotide messenger RNA. The record is from the annotation of a GenBank genome assembly. Lineage: Eukaryota; Viridiplantae; Streptophyta; Magnoliopsida; Poales; Poaceae.
AUGACUUCGGAGAUGGGCCUCGUCCACUGCCUCCCGCUGCUCCUGCUGCUGCUCUCGGCCUCGGCCGUGGUCGCGGCCGCGGGCGGCGGGGAGAAGGACGUCUCGGCCUCGGACUACGAGGCGCGGUUCGAGGCGUGGUGCGCGGAGCACGGCAAGGCGUACGCGACGCCCGGGGAGCGCGCGGCGCGGCUCGCGGCCUUCGCGGAGAACGCGGCCUUCGUCGCGGCGCACAACGCCGGCGCCGCCGCCAAUAGCGGCGCGGGAGGAUCCCAGUCGUACACGCUCGCGCUCAACGCGUUCGCUGACCUCACGCACGACGAGUUCCGCGCCGCGCGCCUCGGGCGCCUCGCCGUCGGCCCGGUCCCCCUCGGGGAGCCGCGUUCGUCCGGGGGCUUCGAGGGCGGCGUGGGCGCCGUGCCCGACGCGCUCGACUGGAGGCAGAGCGGCGCCGUCACCAAGGUCAAGGACCAGGGCAGCUGCGGUGCUUGUUGGAGCUUCUCUGCUACAGGUGCCAUGGAAGGAAUAAACAAGAUCACGACGGGCUCUCUUCUCAGCCUUUCUGAACAGGAACUAAUCGAUUGUGACAGAUCCUACAAUGCUGGUUGUGGCGGUGGGCUCAUGACCUAUGCUUAUAAGUUUGUGAUUAAAAAUGGUGGGAUUGACACGGAGGAUGAUUACCCGUUUCGUGAAGCAGAUGGAACAUGCAACAAGAACAAGCUGAAAAAGCAUGUGGUAACAAUCGAUGGCUACAAGGAGGUGCCUCCUAGCAAGGAAGACUUGUUACUACAAGCUGUUGCCCAGCAACCCAUUAGCGUAGGAAUAUGUGGCAGCGCUAGAGCAUUUCAGCUAUACUCCCAGGGUAUCUUCGAUGGUCCAUGCCCAACAUCUCUUGAUCAUGCUGUCCUAAUUGUGGGAUAUGGUUCUGAAGGUGGCAAGGAUUAUUGGAUUGUGAAAAAUUCCUGGGGUGAAAGAUGGGGAAUGAAGGGCUAUAUGCAUAUGCACCGAAACACUGGCUCAUCGUCAGGUAUCUGUGGCAUAAACAUGAUGGCAUCUUUCCCCACAAAAACAAGCCCGAAUCCUCCUCCUUCACCUGGCCCUGGCCCAACCAAAUGCAGCGUUUUUACCUCCUGCCCUGAAGGAUCCACCUGCUGUUGCUCAUGGCGUGCCUUGGGAUUCUGCCUUUCCUGGAGCUGUUGCGAGCUGGAUAAUGCAGUUUGCUGCAGUGAUAACCGUUCUUGUUGCCCCCAUGACUAUCCUAUAUGUGAUACAGCUAGGGGACGUUGCUUGAAGGGCAAUGGCAACUUCUCCAGCAUAGAGGGAAUCAAGAGGAAGCAAGCUUUCUCCAAGGUUCCCUCUUGGAAUGGUUUGUUGGAACUGCUGGAUCAAUAG